This is a messenger RNA of Nymphaea colorata (pocket water lily), 1693 nucleotides long. RefSeq lists its product as uncharacterized. NCBI's taxonomy places the organism in Eukaryota, Viridiplantae, Streptophyta, Magnoliopsida, Nymphaeales, Nymphaeaceae. The record is from RefSeq and is a predicted model, not a curated record. The coding region runs from base 52 to 1314 and encodes 420 amino acids. The transcript has 13 exons.
UGGAGGGAAAAAUGACGAACGUUGGGCACUCGGGCUGAGCGAGAGAGAGGGAUGGCGUUCUCCGCCGCGAUGAAAUUGGCGGGGGUGGCGGCAACGCCGUCGGAAGGUUUGGGUAAGAGGGAAGAGAGAGGGGUGGAGAGAUCUCGGGUUUUGAUUCUUGGAGGCACCGGCAGGGUCGGUGGGUCGACGGCCGUCGCCCUCUCGAAGCUCUGCCCCAGCCUCCGCAUCUCCGUCGCAGGAAGGAAUAGGGAGAAAGGUGCUGCAUUGGUGUCUAAACUUGGUGAAAAUUUUGAGUUUGUUGAAGUCAAUAUUGAUAAUUUGAAUGCACUGGCUGAAGCUUUAAAUGAUGUAGAUCUUGUAGUUCACGCAGCAGGGCCUUUUCAGCAGGGAGAGAAGUGCAAUGUACUUGAGGCUGCAAUUUCAACCAAGACUGCCUAUUUGGAUGUAUGUGAUGAUACGACCUAUGCAUAUCGGGCAAAAACUUUUCAUCAGAAAGCAGUGGAUGCCAGUGUUCCGGCGAUAACAACUGGUGGAAUAUACCCUGGAGUGAGCAAUUUAAUGGCAGCUGAGCUUGUACAGCUUGCAAAAACGGAAGGCACUUAUGAACCAGAGAGACUGAGAUACUAUUAUUAUACAGCUGGUACUGGGGGUGCUGGUCCAACCAUACUAUCAACCAGUUUUCUGCUUCUUGGUGAAGACGUGAUUGCAUAUAAUAAAGGGCAACAUAUCAAAUUAAAGCCUUAUAGUGGAAUGCUUAACAUCGACUUCGGAAAAGGAAUUGGAAAACGAGAUGUAUAUCUGUUGAAUUUACCUGAAGUUAGAAGCAGUCAUGAAGUUUUAGGAGUGCCAACUGUGAGUGCAAGAUUUGGCACAGCACCCUUCUUCUGGAAUUGGGGAAUGAUUGCAAUUGCAAAUCUUGUUCCUGCGGAAACUCUGAGAGACAGGAGCAAAGUCCAACAACUCGUUUCUUUGUUCGACCCAAUUGUUCGAGCAUUUGAUGGAAUAGCUGGAGAGCGUGUCUCAAUGAGAGUGGAUCUGGAAUGCUCGAAGGGCCGCAAUACAGUAGGCAUUUACAGUCAUAAAAGACUGUCAGAAGCUGUUGGAACUUGCACAGCAGCAUUUGCCAUGGCAAUUCUCGAAGGAAGUACUCAGCCCGGAGUUUGGUUCCCUGAAGAGCCUCAAGGAGUCUCAGUUGAGGCCAGAAAAACUCUCCUUGAUCGUGCAUCAAAGGGAACCAUCAACUUCAUAAUGAAUAAGCCUGCAUGGAUGGUGGAAACUGAACCAAAAGAGCUAGGUUUGGGGAUAUAUGUAUGACAACAUACAAUUAAGCAGCUGAGACCAGUUGAACUCGUCAUCUCCACCUCGCCAGUUCUUGGGUUAAUCCUCGUUUCAUAGCUGAAUUGAUGCGCUCUCCACCAACAGACUAGCAGACAUCAACAUGGACAUGUUCGGCGAACCUGUUGCUUUGGAGGGUCAGAUUUGCAUCACCUGGAAACUUUCGUCCUUGAUUCCUGCUUGUUUAGAUACUCAAACGAAGCCCUCUGGUAGCCUAGUCAACAUUCUGUUGUUCCACGCAAUGGCAUAGAUUAGCAGCUAGAACAGUUGCUGCUGCAUCUUCCAUAAAGUGUGGGUGAUGGAUGCAAUUUUCUCAAAGUGAUACAGAUCAAAGCAAAAUGAAGAUUUCUAUUGAUUA